This is a messenger RNA of Leptosomus discolor (cuckoo roller), 456 nucleotides long. Its product is annotated as feather beta keratin. Gene Ontology annotation, cellular component: intermediate filament. NCBI's taxonomy places the organism in Eukaryota, Metazoa, Chordata, Aves, Leptosomiformes, Leptosomidae. The record is from RefSeq and is a predicted model, not a curated record. Gene Ontology annotation, molecular function: structural constituent of cytoskeleton.
CAAGGGGCACCUCCAUCCCGCAGCCAUGUCCUGCUACGAUCUGUGCCGUCCCUGUGGCCCAACUCCGCUGGCCAACAGCUGCAACGAGCCCUGUGUCAGGCAGUGCCAGGACUCCCGGGUGGUGAUCCAGCCGUCUCCCGUGGUGGUGACCCUGCCCGGACCCAUCCUCAGCUCCUUCCCCCAGAACACCGCCGUGGGAUCCACCACCUCUGCUGCUGUUGGCAGCAUCCUGAGUGAGGAGGGAGUGCCCAUCAACUCCGGGGGCUUUAACCUCUCUGGCCUUGGUGGCCGCUACUGUGGCAGAAGGUGCCUGCCCUGCUAAGGCCGGGCUGGACGUCCAGUGAGUGCAUCGACCAGGAAGCCCCAAGCCAGGUGCCGGACUGAGGACGGAGCUGCUGGCCAGGGUUUCCAGAGGGGCUGAGCACCCUCGUGCCCUCCUGUAAAGGAGGGAGGGAA